This is a messenger RNA of Haliotis rubra (blacklip abalone), 719 nucleotides long. Its product is annotated as ubiquitin-conjugating enzyme E2-17 kDa-like. Lineage: Eukaryota; Metazoa; Mollusca; Gastropoda; Lepetellida; Haliotidae. Bases 103 to 546 code for a protein of 147 amino acids. The record is from RefSeq and is a predicted model, not a curated record. Gene Ontology annotation, biological process: ubiquitin-dependent protein catabolic process; protein polyubiquitination. Gene Ontology annotation, cellular component: nucleus. The transcript has 6 exons. Gene Ontology annotation, molecular function: ubiquitin conjugating enzyme activity.
CUACAAGGGAGGUAACCACUCAUGCUAUCUACGCAUGCGCAGACACCAUAUUGGAUUGUGGAAAGAAACACACUUACAUUUCGUUGAAAUUUUAUCAUAAUCAUGGCUUUGAAAAGAAUAAAUAAGGAACUACAUGAUCUGGGUCGUGACCCUCCAGCCCAGUGCUCAGCGGGACCAGUAGGAGACGAUUUAUUUCAUUGGCAAGCCACAAUAAUGGGACCACCUGACAGCCCUUAUCAGAACGGUGUUUUUUUCCUGACUAUACAUUUUCCAACAGAUUACCCCUUCAAACCUCCAAAGGUUGCGUUCACUACGCGAAUCUACCACCCAAACAUCAACAGCAAUGGCAGCAUCUGCCUGGACAUUCUGAGAACACAAUGGUCACCAGCUCUCACAAUCUCCAAAGUCCUGCUUUCCAUUUGCUCACUGCUGACAGACCCCAACCCAGAUGAUCCACUUGUACCUGAGAUCGCCAGAAUAUAUAAAAAUGACAGAUGCAAGUAUGUUGAGACAGCGAAGCAAUGGACCAACAAGUACGCAGUCUGACAUGACUAUUCCACAUCCAAACACAAAACACUCCGUGCCGGUUUUAUUUUUUGAUUCAACACAUUCACACACUAGUACACUAUUUCAAUCGGUCAGUUCCCUGGGAACUGUUCUUAGCUUUACCCAACCAGCAGUGUUGCUGUUUCCUUUGUGUGUCUGGUAGGGUUGGACCA